AUGGCGUGCGGUUGUUCGGCGGGCGGCGGCUUCGGCGCAGCUGCGCGUGGUGAGCCGCGCGCUCCGCGGCAGGCCUGGGUGCAGGCCCAGACAUGGCCGCGCCCAGGGGGCGCGGGGGCGCAUGUGGCGCCGUCCGACAACGACGUUGCCGCGGUCCGUAUCUGUGUGGCGAGCGUGGUGAACGCGAGGAGUGUGCAGGGGUCUGGACAAGCAGUCGGCCCCGCGGCGUGGUGCACGGCGGCGCCCGUCUUCGUUCGAGGCGCAGCGGCCCGCCCCAUCGGGGUCGGGGCCGACGUCUUCAAGUUGUUAGCGUGCCCGACGGGGGUGGGGCCCCAGAUGCAUGCAUAG
Molecule: messenger RNA, 348 nt
Organism: Prorocentrum cordatum
Lineage: Eukaryota; Dinophyceae; Prorocentrales; Prorocentraceae
Source: the annotation of a GenBank genome assembly